AUGGAUAUCGAUUCAAAGUUUUCAGGGGCAAUUCGAGUUGGCAAAAGUACGAUCGUGAAAAUAUUAACUCGGAAGUACAAUUUUAGUAGUAAGGAUUAUGAGAUGACUCAAGGUGUAGAACUGUAUGAUAAGGCAUUAGAAGUUUGUGGACAUACCAUGGAUACAGUAUUAGUAGAUACUGCGGGCCACGAACUUUACAAGUGGAUCGUCAAAUCAGUAUGCGACGAAAAUGCUUUUUACGCACUCUGUUUCGAUUUUACCAACAAAGAUAGCCUUGAUAUUUUAAAGGCAUAUCUUGAAGAAAUGAGCAUCCAGAAAAGCGUGCUGAUCGGCUGCAAGUUUGAUCUGCAAUCGAAACAUGCCAUUUCACUGUCAGCUGCCGAAGAAUUCGCUAUAAAUAAUAAUCUGAAGCUACAUCUCACUUCAACGAUGACAACGCCGACUGAACUGGAGGAACUCCUCUACAACAGUAUUAUGCAUUACACGAGGGAUGAUGCUUAA
This is a messenger RNA of Loa loa (African eye worm), 501 nucleotides long. RefSeq lists its product as hypothetical. The coding region runs from base 1 to 501 and encodes 166 amino acids. The record is from RefSeq and is a predicted model, not a curated record. Gene Ontology annotation, molecular function: GTPase activity; GTP binding. Gene Ontology annotation, cellular component: Golgi apparatus; endosome. The transcript has 4 exons. NCBI's taxonomy places the organism in Eukaryota, Metazoa, Nematoda, Chromadorea, Rhabditida, Onchocercidae.